Rhinocladiella mackenziei CBS 650.93 is the source of this 1542-nucleotide messenger RNA. RefSeq lists its product as uncharacterized. Gene Ontology annotation, biological process: late endosome to vacuole transport via multivesicular body sorting pathway. The record is from RefSeq and is a predicted model, not a curated record. NCBI's taxonomy places the organism in Eukaryota, Fungi, Ascomycota, Eurotiomycetes, Chaetothyriales, Herpotrichiellaceae. Gene Ontology annotation, cellular component: multivesicular body. Bases 1 to 1542 code for a protein of 513 amino acids. The transcript has 3 exons.
AUGGUAGCUCAAGUUCCGGCUGCACUCAAAGCAGCCGACAUCACACAUUUCGCUCAUCGAGCAGCGCAACUGGAGAAACCCAAGCCCAUCAUAGCCUAUUGGUGCACAUACUGGAUGGUCAAUCAAAUCUUGUCAAAGGGCUUGCACAAUGCAGACCAAGAGAGCCUUGCCUAUACCACUGCACUGAUGGAUAAGUUGGAACAGUUCAAAGCUGAACAUGCCGAAGAACCCGCGGUCACCGAUGACAUUGCCGGAAAAGCAUAUGUUGAACAAUUUGGUCUGGAAACAUUUGAAAGAGCAGAUAAUGCAGUCAGAGCGAAUAAAGCUUCGAGGCAGACGGCGGACACAUUCCGAGCCUCAGCUACCUUCCUCGAGCUUCUUCAGAUCUGGGGCCCCGUUGAUCCCGAAAUCGCGGCCAAGAUCAAGUUUGCGAAAUUUCAUGCUGUGAGAAUAGCCAAAGCAUUGAAAGCUGGCGAAGAUCCAAAUUUGUCAAAUCCGAAGCCGCAAACUCCCACCGAGGAAACUUUGCCUGCUUUUGAUCUCGGUGACGCGGAUGUACAGGCUUUAGGAAGCAACGCCGGAAAACCGAGACAGCCUUCCGUGGUUGAAGUCCCAGACGAAGCCGACAAAGUACAGAGAGGCCUUGCGCAGAAAUCUAUAUUGGACGAGUCGUUACACCCAUCUAGAGACACAUCCAUGCCGCCACCAACAGCGAAAAAAGGUCAUCAGCCUUCUGUCGUGGACGUACCUGACGAAGCAGAUCGUGUCCAGCGUAGUCUUGCUAAGCAGUCCUCAAUUGACGAGUCCCUUCAUCCUUCUAGAGCACCAUCGCUAUCACGUACGCCGGCGAACGAUGUCUCACCCUUAGCAGCACAAGAUGCAGCCGCAUUUUAUACCAACCAGCCGGAGCCAGCAGAUAUCUCACCACUGGAUCCCCCCACGAAUCGAAAGCCGUCAAUAGGAGGGGAUUACUUUCCCAGGGCACCUUCUCCACCAACACCAGAACUUCCUUCAGCUCCGACAAUGGCGGGGGGGCCUACUGUAGCUUCUCCGACAACAGAUCUCGCGGGAGGUGCUCCAGGCUUGCCUUCAGCCCCUUCAGAACCUUCACUCGCUUCGGGGCGAAGCUCGCUUGCGACUCUAAACCAACUGAGUCGCCAAUCUCCACCUCCACCACCACAUCGACAUGGACAAUUUCUUCCUCAAGCUGCUCCCGGUCAACCGCCCCAAAUCCCUCCGAAUUUCCAACCACAAGCUCCAAUACCUCAGAUUCCUCAAAAUCCUCCACAACUGCGACAGGCUCAUGGAGCUGUCCCUCCUGUUCCUCCACCGCAACAAGUCAUAACCUCAUCGCCGGUCUAUCCUGCAUAUCCUGUGCCAGCAGCCCCAUCCACACAACCAGUCAACGUGGUGGUUGAUGAAGAAGCAAUGAUGACGGCUCAGAAGCAUGCACGAUGGGCAAUCUCGGCUCUAAAUUUUGAGGAUGUACCCACUGCUAUCAGAGAGUUGCGAGGCGCAUUGGCUUCAUUGGGCGCGACGUAA